UGGCAUUGGUCGCUUGAAGGGACCUCGCCGCAACCGCUCCUCUCCGGAGUCGAAAUGAGAAAAGAACUGUGAUUGGCACAACUGCAGGGGCGAGGAUCGCCGGGAUUCCGGACUUGGCUGUCUGCCCAUUCCGGGCGUGGCUUGGACGGCGAAGUCGUUACGUAACUUAGGAGGCGUGGCCAGCACUAAUAAAGCCAGGCCCGGGAGGCGGCUGAGUUCAGCGGCAGCUAGAGCUCCGGUUUCCCAACGCGAGGCGGAGCUCGGCGGUUCCGUCUGCUUCGAGUGUAUCGUCUCCCGCCUGUGUCUCGCCGCAGCUUCCAGAGAGGGGACAGACCCCCACUUCCUCUGUCGGAAAAAUGUCUGCUCCAGCUCAGCCACCUGCUGAAGGGACGGAGGGGGCUGCCCCUGGUGGGGGUCCUCCCGGCCCUCCUCCCAACAUGACCAGCAACCGACGGCUGCAGCAAACCCAGGCACAAGUGGAGGAGGUGGUGGACAUCAUGCGAGUGAAUGUGGACAAGGUCUUGGAGAGAGACCAGAAACUGUCAGAGUUGGACGACCGAGCUGAUGCCUUGCAGGCAGGAGCGUCACAGUUUGAGAGCAGUGCUGCCAAGCUAAAGAGAAAGUAUUGGUGGAAAAACUGCAAGAUGAUGAUCAUGCUGGGAGCUAUCUGUGCCAUCAUCGUGGUAGUUAUUGUAAUCUACUUUUUUACUUAAGAAUGUUUCAUCCCUUCCCUGUUCUCCAUUGCCAUCUGAGCUCAUGUCCUCCUCCUCCUGUUUGCUCUCUCAACAAACUUCCCAUCUGCCUCCCUCCCUCCCUCCUGGCCCGGGCUUCCCCAUCAUCCAUUACACCCUUUUGGUUGCAUUCAUUUGCACUCUGUUCCUCAACACUGGAAAUGCUGCUUGUGGCACAGUCUUGAAGUCACUACCUGAAGAGCAACAGCUUGCACCUUCUCCCUAUCCCUUCCUAUGCACUCUCAUGUUCCCCAGAGCUGGACAGAGUUGGUGGCCAAGGCAGGGGCGGGGGAGGCUGAGUGACCCAAGACGCUGGCAGGGUUGGUGGUAGGGGAAGGGCAUUGGUGCCCAGGGCAUCUCCUAGAAAGGCUGCUGAGAAGGGGCCUGAGCAGAUGGGGAAGUGGUGAUGGGCCGUCAGCGGCCCAGGCCAGCGUGGUCCUGAUGCAGUACCUGCUUAGAGUCCAGCCAGCAUUUCACAGUUCUUGCUAAUCUGUUAGUCCAAGGUUUUCUGUGUUUUUGAGGACCUCACAGCCAUUUACUUUGUUCCCUAUCGGCCUGCAAAACAAGUCUUCACUGAGACUGUUUCAGAAAUGGUCCCACUUGCUUCUACUAGAAGGAGCUGUCUCUCUGUUUUCUGUGUUGUUCACAAGGGCACCAGGGAGUUUCAUCUGGCCCAAGUUAGAGACUCUUGAGUCAAUUUUAAUUCUUGGCAUACAGGGAUGCCCAUUAGUCGUGGGCCUAUUUUGAAAGUAACAAGCUUGCAGGAGCAGCUUCUUGCCCUCUCAUAAGGUCCCCUUCCUCCCUUCCCGCUGAUAAAGGAACGUGUGUGUGUGUCAGAGGUGAGCCUUGGACUCCCACGGAACCCUUUCUCUUAUGCCACUCCAGGUACUAAGACAGGUUGGGGCAAGAGGUCCUUCCCCAGGCUGCUGACCUGAGGGUCCAGGGGAGUCCCGCAGCUCCGUCUUGGUGGGGCCGCACGGUCAGUGCUAGGUGUGCAGGUGUGUGUCAUGGUCCAUGCAGCGAGAGCUGCCUGUCCACUCUGCUCUGCCUGCAGUGUUCCCAUGCCCAUCUGACCCCAUGCUGCCCUCUGUUCAUCUUUGCAUACUUUGUGUGCAGACUCUACGACCUGAGUGGCCUGAGGAUGGGAGCAGCUCAGCCUAUCCUAUCCUGAGGGCUUUUUGGGGUUUUUUUGGUGGUAGUACAGGGGAUUUAACCCAGAUCCUUUGCAGUAAGUUAUAUUCCAGCGUUUUUUGUAAUCUUUAUUUUGAGAAAGAGUCUUGCUGAGUUGCCUAGACUGGGCUUGAACUUAAGAUCCUCCUGCCUCAGCCUCCCAGAGUGCUGAGAUUUAUAGGCACGUGCCACCUUGCAGCUCCUGGGAGCUAUCGCUGAGCUUCAGGAUAGGAUGAGCCCAGGUGCUAGGGAAGAGGACAGGCUGCGAAAUACCACGGCCUUAGUGCCUUCUGUCCACUGGUACACAAGCAGGUGGCGCCCGAGAACGCUCCUCCCAUCAGCAGCAUUUCACCACAAGCCAUCCUCCCUUCCUGCCUUCCCGCCUUCCCUCCGUCCUCGCCAGGGCGGGAUGAAGAGCUGGAAGAAGGCAGUCAGUGCACCUCCAGCGCCCUUGGAGGUCUUCACCUCUCUGGGCCCCCUCCUAGUGCAGGGGUCACUGCUGGAGUAGAAGAGCCACUGUCUGGAUGCAUCUCAAGCUGGAGCAAACCCACUCUCUGCCACCUGGCCAAGCACGGGGUCAUUUCUUGUGUUUCUGCCUCUCAGGCAAGCACACCCCAUGUAGCUGGCUCUGUUCUUUUGGGGUGUUUGCCCUCCCACUUCUUUCUCACUGCACCCUGAGCCUCUUUGGUGUCUGCCCUUCCCCUCCCUCCCACUCCCCGUGUGCAUGAGCAGAUGCACAGCUGAAGCCAGGACUCUGCAGUCGGAUGAAGCCAGCUCCCGCGUCCCCAUCUUGGGUUUGCCGUUAGCUGACGUGGGCUUUCCACUGUGUGUCUGUCGUCGCCUCUGUCUCCUCCUGACCCCAGGCUCUUCCUUGUAUAGAAUGCUAACAGUUGUACUUCCACCAAAGGCAUGUGGUGUAUUUACCAGUUUCAUGUAUUCUGAACAAAGGCAGAAAAUACAGAUUCCUACUA
This is a messenger RNA of Fukomys damarensis (Damara mole-rat), 2872 nucleotides long. RefSeq names its product vesicle associated membrane protein 1 (gene Vamp1). Gene Ontology annotation, biological process: vesicle-mediated transport; SNARE complex assembly; vesicle fusion. The transcript is spliced from 5 exons. The record is from RefSeq and is a predicted model, not a curated record. The coding region runs from base 357 to 713 and encodes 118 amino acids. Gene Ontology annotation, molecular function: syntaxin binding; SNAP receptor activity. Gene Ontology annotation, cellular component: plasma membrane; SNARE complex. NCBI's taxonomy places the organism in Eukaryota, Metazoa, Chordata, Mammalia, Rodentia, Bathyergidae.